AAGUAGUAUGACAGAAUUCAAUAUUCAUUAUAAUAAUAUGAUGAGAGAAUCAGGAUCAGAUACAAUGCUAAGAGAAAAUGCAAUAGAUCAUUAUUUAAAUAGAAUACCAUCUUGGAUAGAAAAAGAAUGUAGAAGAUGGAUAACCACGAAAGAAAUAGCAGGAGAAAACACACCCUUACAAGGAAACAAUAACUCAGUACAAGCAUAUGCAGUAAUAAUGUCUUCACAAUUAAAUAGACAAUCAGGAGAAUUUAGUUCUAGAACAAAAGAAACGAGAUAUUUCGAUAGAAAAAGUUAUAAUGAAUUAGAAGAAAAAAUGGAAGAAUUACAAAAAGAAUGUGAACGAUUAAAAAUAGAAGCAUAUCAAGUAAAAGGAUUUACUUCAAAAGGAAGUAGUAGAGAUUACUGGACAGGAGAAAUAAUAGAUCCAAAAACAGAAGAAUUUUCAUUCUCAAAAAGAAAUGAAAGAAAACCGAGAAAUAGAACCCCAAAUGAUUUUUCAAGAAAAGAAAGAAAUUAUUAUCAGAACUAUCAAAAUAAACGAAGAGGAAAAGGAAAAAGAAUUUCAUGGAAAGAAAUAAGCGAAAUGGAAGAAUUAGAUUCUGAAUCUGAACCAGAAGGAAUUUAUAU
Messenger RNA from Entrophospora candida, 630 nucleotides. NCBI's taxonomy places the organism in Eukaryota, Fungi, Glomeromycota, Glomeromycetes, Entrophosporales, Entrophosporaceae. The record is from the annotation of a GenBank genome assembly.